Messenger RNA from Exophiala bonariae, 2232 nucleotides. RefSeq lists its product as uncharacterized. Gene Ontology annotation, biological process: regulation of DNA-templated transcription. The record is from RefSeq and is a predicted model, not a curated record. The transcript has 3 exons. Bases 1 to 2232 code for a protein of 743 amino acids. NCBI's taxonomy places the organism in Eukaryota, Fungi, Ascomycota, Eurotiomycetes, Chaetothyriales, Herpotrichiellaceae.
AUGUCAGGCCUUGAGAUACUCGGCAUUGCCGCCUCGGUGGUUCAGAUAGCAGAUCUGGGAGCAAGGCUGUCGGUCCAACUGAUCGGCUUCUCCCGAAAAGUCAAAGAAGCAAAUAAAAGCAUUGAAGCAAUAUCUCAGGAGAUCGCAGUCACCGGAGCAGUAUUGCAAGAACUUGGUGCCGAGUUGAAGAAGGAUGAUAACAAGUCCGGUUGCUCCCGCCGAGCCCUUGAGACGGCACAACAGCUUGUCACUGCGUGCAAAGAUAUCUUCAAGGAGAUUGACGAGAUCGUCAAACCCAACGGAUCAACUGCGGCUGUCUCAUGGAAGCAAAGACUUAAAUAUCCCUUUUUUGAGUCCAAACUAGCCCUCUUGCGCACAAAGCUUGAGAGCUUGAAGAGCUCAUUACUUGUCAUUUUGAACGUCCUCGUUUAUGCGGAGCAAAUACGAAAUCGCGAAGCAUUGCCUAUCUUGAAAGAACAGCAAGCCUUGUUAGAACGUCUCGUAGAAGAAAAGCGAAACAAUGAGACGAAAUUACAACAUGCACUCGAAGGGACACAGCCUCCUUCAGAUCCACCUCCACAUGAAGAGGUGAAGCCUCGUCCGAAGCCGCCCGCUGUUGCAGCGAAGCAGGGUACUUCAAAAUCACCAACACCAGCUGAUUUCCAUUGCGCUUUCGUCGUACUUCACGGGCAGGAGGCCGCUGAGGAUAAAAAUCAACUCUCAUUCCUCGCUUCCGAAGUGGAGAAGGAACUUCUUGGACAUUGCCUCUUCGUCGAGAAGAUGAUCCGCGAGGCUGAACUGCCACAGUAUAGCCUGAGUACGAGGCUGACAAGCAAAGUGCAAGAAAACGUCCUCGCUGGCCAUUGGGGAGAGUGGUCCUAUCUUUCUAGGAUUCAUGGCCAUGAAAAGCUUCUUCAAGGCCUUUCGAGCAACAAAGCCGUGGUAAGCAUGACAAGUAUGGUGGUCAAGUCGUUCGUAAAAUUGAUAUAUUGUGUCAAGCAUUCAUACUGGACUCGGCGUAAUGCUUAUGAAAGAGUCGCCCAGCCUAGACACCAGAUGAGAGCGGAGAAGGUUCUCACAAUGCAUGAUCGGGAACUUGAAGAUGAUGUUCUAGAAGACGACAACAAUAUUCAUGCCCCUAAGGAUCGAAAACAGGUUUCAGUUCACGCAAGACGAGAAGAAAGCUUGUACGAAAUACUUGGUGUACCGGCUACCGCCAGCAGCACAGACAUCGAUAAGAGCUUUCGCCGCCUGGCUCUGAAAUAUCACCCGGAAAGAAAUCCUGGACGUGAAAAUGAAGUUUUGCCACGGUUCACUGCUAUACAAGCGGCUAGAAGCACCCUGCAGGAUCCGCAGACGAGGGAGAAAUACGACAAGGACCUACUUAAGUAUCAGGAGCUCAUAUUACGCCACGAAGAACGAGAAAUGAGACCAAAACAGGUAGCCCAAUACGCUGAAGAAAGAUCAAGGGUAUUGGUUCGUCGGCCAUCCAUAGGCCCUCGUCGACCAUCCACAGGGGCCCGCGGUCAUGAAUCCACAGAGACUCCCCGGCUUGAACGAAGAGGCCAUCGAGAUCGUCGCUGGAGCCGCCAUUCAGCAUCCGACUACGAUAGAACGGAGGAAUAUAACAGGGUUAUUCGUAGGAGAGAACAGCGUGAUAGGGAUGAUAGAAACCAGCUGCGACCUCUCCCCAGAGCAUCAAGCUCGCGUGUUGAAGAGCGCCAUAGUGCACCUGAGACAGAGUCGAACCCCGAGAUUGUCAUCGUGGAAUCAAGGAGACCCCGGAGACGCCCAAAGUCGAGGGAGAUGUACAGUUCCAGUAGCGACAGCGGUGAAGUAAGCGUUCGCCGGGACCGCGAUUCUCGAGCACCGCCAGUACCGAAAUUGGAAACAAUCGAUCAACCUCCCAAACCCGUGUUCACCAGUUUCACGGUCCCUGAAGACAAUUUCAAUCUUGACUUCAGCACUCUGGAAAACACCGAGGUCCUGGAAAAUUUCGAUUUUGACAGCUUCUUGGGGCCGGAUGAUGAUGCAUUCAACCUCGACUCUGAAGGGAACCAACGCGCAUUGACGACCGUGGGCAGCGACGACAAGCGCAGUCGUGUCACAACGGAGAUCCAUGAUCUCCUGGAACAGUUCGGUGGCUUUGGUAAUGAGGAGCUUCGAGGUCUACUGAGCGAAACUGUCGUAGAGGGAACCAACAAAGCGGAGACAGUACAACGAGAAUCAUGA